Messenger RNA from Encephalitozoon romaleae SJ-2008, 1311 nucleotides. RefSeq lists its product as hypothetical. The record is from RefSeq and is a predicted model, not a curated record. The transcript has a single exon. Lineage: Eukaryota; Fungi; Microsporidia; Unikaryonidae. The coding region runs from base 1 to 1311 and encodes 436 amino acids.
AUGUCAUGGACGGUCAGGUUGUAUCAAUACUUUGGCUUGAAGUCCUUCACUCCAUUCCUUUCAUUCAUGGUCCCUUACCUUGUUGAGCAGAAGGGAUUUCGUAAUGGAGAACUCCAUAACAACUUCAGCCCGUUGUUUUUUACAUCCUCCAUUAUCGUUUCUCUCACUUCGUUUCUCAUAAUCGAACUUUUGGGAAACAGAAUGAGUCUUUUCGUUGACACAUUCAUUGAGGUAGUUGUAUACCUGAUAUUCAUGUUCAUGCCAUUCAGAAACAGCUUUCUGACAGCCACAGUAUAUGUACUCCAUGGAGCAACGACAUCCUUCGGAGUUGUGAUGAAGUCGAUUCUCAACUCUACUGCCGAAAGGAAGGAGGACAGGAAAGUGAUUUUAUCAACAGCAAUCAACAUCAAGACAUCGGUAAGUGUUGUUUCAUCAUGGAUUGGUCAGGACAUCAUAAUGUGUGGAGGAUGCCAUAGAGUGAAUAUACUGAUUUCUCUCCUUGGCCUAUUCCUUGCACUUCUGACUACGUUUUUACUUCCUGCCACAGUUCCAAAUAAGGAGGAGGAAAGGCUCAUAGAUUACAUGUGGAACCUCUCUGAGGCUUGGAAAAAGAUCAAGAGUACCUACAAGCCCAGUGUAGUUCUUGCAUCCCUGCUUUCAUCAUCUGCAAGUAUUCUUUAUAUAUGCCUCUCAUUCUACUCUGCAGGAAUAUUCCUUGAAAAAAAGAAGAACGGAAUGGAGAGCAGCAUUAAGAUAAACAGAAUGCUAUUUCUCAUAGCAAAGCCUGUGCGUUUUGUUUCCUAUGCAGUGAUCAAAAUCUUUUCUAACUUCGACAGCUCGGUAUCCUACCAUUCAAAUCCGAGCAAGCCUGUCAUUAUUCAUGGAUACAUUGAGGGAUGCUCAAAAAUACUUUCUUCUUUUGCCGGCUUACAGAUAUCAAAGGUUUUGUCGGAAAGUAGAUGCUUUCCUUUAGCAUUUCUAACAUCAAUGGCGACAAUGGCGUUUAUAUACUGCCUAGGGGCAUCCAACUCCAUGUCAUACUCAUAUCUGUUCUACAUCUUGGCUUCUUUGUCAUCAUCUUUGUGUAAAACCAUAUCAAACAUAGGACUACAAAGUGUAUGUGAAGAAUCUGGAUAUAAAUUUGUCCUCGGCUUCAAUCUAUUUGUAUCAUCCAUUAUACACAUAUCCAUCACCCAUUUUUCAAGAGCUUAUAGUCUAAGUGUCAAAUCAAAGUUGAUGUUGUACUUCUACACCAACGCUUUCUUUAUUAUGGUUGCAUUUGGCAUAUACGUUCUGGGACAGCAGACCUGA